Molecule: messenger RNA, 816 nt
Organism: Clonostachys solani
Lineage: Eukaryota; Fungi; Ascomycota; Sordariomycetes; Hypocreales; Bionectriaceae
Source: the annotation of a GenBank genome assembly
AUGCGGCUUAGGGUUUCGAGGAGGAUGUUGCUUGGUUCGUUUAAGAGGUUUCAGAUCGACGAUUACCUCGUGUUACUCGCUAUGGCAACGCAAACUGUCUUUAUAUAUUUUCUCAGGGUCAUCGAUAACACGCCCAAUAACCUGAUCAACCCAAGUGUCCCAGAAGAUAAUGUGGUAUUCACACCUAAGAAUAUUCAGGAACGGAUUCGUGGAUCCAAGGCAAUAUUUGUGGCUGAACAGAUGCAAUGCUGUACGAUUUGGAUUAUCAAAGCGUGCAUCUUAUUGAUGCUCUCCCGUAUAACGAUCAACACGGAGCACAAAUUUUUUGUCAAGAUCGCGGCUGUAUACACUACCGUGUGCUUCAUCGUUAUGGAGAUCUUAUGCUUUGCCGCAUGGUGUCGACCAUUCGACCAGUACUGGGCGAUUCCUCCAGCAAAUACCCAAUGCGCUACGUAUUUGAACCAUCUCAUUACAAAUCUUGUUGUCAAUCUCUCAUCAGAUCUGCUCAUAUUCUUUAUCCCUUUUCCUCUAUUCUUCCACUCCUCACUCGACCUCAAACAGAAACUUGUUCUGUCCUGCAUCUUUGCUGUGGGGAUCUUCACGAUGGUUUGUGCUAUUCUUAGUAAAUCAUACUCGUUCAGCGACCCCUAUAGCAACAACUGGACGUACUGGUAUGUUCGCGAAUCAUCAACGGCUAUCAUCUGCGCGAAUCUUCCCCCUAUUUGGCCCUUGAUCCGAAAGGUCUUUGCCAUCAAAUCUCCCAAUUCAACCAAAGCAAACUAUUAUGCUCGCUCGGCUCGACCCACCAACACAUAA